Molecule: messenger RNA, 3126 nt
Organism: Penicillium diatomitis
Lineage: Eukaryota; Fungi; Ascomycota; Eurotiomycetes; Eurotiales; Aspergillaceae
Product: Zn(II)2Cys6 transcription factor domain-containing protein
Exons: 5
Coding region: 1-3126 (1041 amino acids)
Biological process (GO): positive regulation of transcription by RNA polymerase II; aromatic amino acid catabolic process
Cellular component (GO): nucleus
Molecular function (GO): DNA-binding transcription factor activity, RNA polymerase II-specific; zinc ion binding
Source: RefSeq, a predicted model, not a curated record
AUGGGACAGGAUACCAAGAGCGCGACCAAUGACUCCGGCAAGUCACCGUCGCCGUCGCCUUCUGCCCCGCAGCAUAGACGCGGCUAUCAGGCCUGCGAUCCGUGUCGCAAGCGCAAGGUGAAGUGUGAUCUAGGCAGCGUCGAUAAUCCUCGUCCCCCACCAUGUGUCCGGUGUCGACGUGAGAGCAAAAGAUGCGAAUUCUCAGCGACUCGUCGCAAACGCAAAGCCUCCGAGGCGGCCGAGGAGGAGGCGGACGCGGCCGAAGUACUUCGUCGCGACAAACGUAUGAUGAUCGGAGAACCCGCAGCCGAUAUCCCAGCAAAAAUUGAGUCAACCCAUUUCCCUCAGCCGCCAUUGUCGGUGGACACAGAUGCCUUUCGGACCCGGCAGAGAUGGUCCGACGCUACCCCCGCAACAGCUGCAGGCGCUCAGAGAUUCACGCCCAAUGCCCACGCGCCCAUUACUUCUCCUGCGAGACCAUUCCUCGAAGCUCGGACUUCCCGUCUUCCCUCGUUCCAGGCUAGCGAGCGAAAUGUAGCACCUGUAUUCGCAGGGCCGCCCAUGAUGAACCGAACGGCGGUGGAGUUACUGUCGCCAGCCAUUACAAAUACGCAUGAUGCUCUCCAUCUGCUCUCCGAAGCUGCUGGACGAACAGAGGACUUGAAUCGGCAAAGUCUGGAGAAUCGCCAUGCUGCCAGACGUUCCAUCUCAUCCUUCAAUUCCGGUCCCUCUCCCUUGGCGCACGCCAGUUCUCCCGGUCCAGCGAGCGGAUCUUUCUCGAGGACACCACGGUCUGCCACAGCAGCCGGUGUGAACGGGUAUCUUCCCCCUGGCACGAAUCAGUCUGCUGCUGCUGAGCCUCCAGUAGCAGACGAAGUUGACCAUCGAGAGGGCUCUCCAAACCCCCAGGACCCUGGCUUUGAUGAUGCUGUGCGUGCAUGGUCACGACUACGAUUUGUACGCGCAGGUUGGAUGACGGUUGAAGAAGGCAUGGACUACGUGGCAUAUUACUAUGAAAAUCUCGCGCCCAUGAGUCCGGUUGUCACCCCCGAUUAUUCCAGUCCAUCCACACAUCGCACGUUACUUACGGACGAACCCGUCCUGGCAGUGACAAUUCUCACCAUUGCGUCCCGACACCUGAAGCCAAAGGGUGAUGGGGCAAGUACUCGAGCGUUCUACAUCCAUGAUCGUUUAUGGUCCUAUCUGCGCGGUAUGAUUGAGCGACUGUUCUGGGGCCAAGAGAAAUUCGACGCACAGGCCGGGCGGCCAGGUUCGCUGGGCCUGGCCGCCGGGCCGAGCGGUGCAACCUCCAAAGGCAACCUCCGAGCGUUGGGUACUGUGGAAGCGCUCUUGAUUUUGACCGACUGGCACCCUCGCAACCUUCACUUCCCACCUGGUGACGAUGAGAACACGCUUCUUGAUAGAGAAGCACAGUCCCAGACUCGCCUUGACAGGGACUUCGACUCUGACAUCGAACAGGCGGGCAAUAAAGGUCCCACCGCCGAGGGGCGAGUCGCUUUUCAGAAAUGGCUCGAGCCUGCCUGGAGGUCGGAUCGAAUGUCGUGGAUGCUCUUAAGCACUGCACAAGCUUUGGCCUUUGAGCUGGGUGUAUUUGACCAAAAGAACGAGUCAAAAGGGUCCCCAGAAUCCCCAUCUGAGCAGGCACGAAAACGGCGGCUGCGUAGAUUGAUCCUUGUCUUUACUACGCAUAGCAGUGGUAGACUUGGGAUUCCGUCAAUGUUGCCGCUCACAGAAUGGGCGAGGGACAUACCCGAGGCCCCCAGCGAGCUCGAGGAAGUUGAUCGAGACCUCAAUCAGAUGCAAGAUUGCUGGAUGGGAAUCUCCAAGAUAGUUUACCAAGCGAACAAUCAAUUAUUUGCAUCCAGCGAGCAAACCUCGGAACUGAUCAGGAGUGGGAGAUACCGAGAACAAAUUGAUUGGUUUCAACCCCAACUACGAGAUUUCCGACUCAAUUUGGAUCGAGUCAACUUGUCUGCGCCGAUGCGAUGCAUCCUGAUCAUUGAAUACGAAUACACCCGAUUAUACGUCAACUCACUUGCCCUCCAGGCGGUGGUCGAUCGAUGGACAACUAUGUCUAAUGAGUCCACCGCGCAAGCACAGACUAGUGGCCCCGGGCCGUCUGCUGGGAGCAAUGGAUGGUUUCGCACUUUGAUGGAGCUUUAUCGGGUGAAUGAACCCUACAUUCAAGAAGUGGUCGACGCUUCCCGAAAGAUUCUCCAGACAGUCCUGGACGGUCUAGUACCCGGCGGACGUCUGAAGCACGCCCCAAUCCGCACUUUCUUCCGCAUUCUUUCCGGUAUGAUCUUUAUUCUGAAGACAUUUACGCUUGGUGCUCGCGAAGAUGACGUGCGAGUCUCUCUUGACCUCCAGGACCGUACGGUGGAAGCCUUGCGAACCUUUGUUGUCGAUGAUGUCCACAUUAGUAACACCGUCGCUCGUCUUCUGGAGCUCCUCACCAGCAGCAUCCGUACUCGAUUCCUACGAUUUGCACCGCACGAUCGCGGCAUCGAUGGUGAAGGCCAUGCCUCGGCUCCUGUUUCUCGAGCCCAAUCACCACCCCGUGACACCCUUCUGGCUCGCCGUGAUGGCCUGCAGACCCCCUGGUCAUCGGCCAGUGAUGCGCCGUCCGGCUCUGGCGUGGGAGCUUUCACCGACAGCAACGGCGGCGGCGGGAGUUCCUCUGCGCCGCUAGGGUCAGCACACGACCCGUUGGCCAGUAUCCCGGCGCAGCCGAUCAAUUCAUCAAAUUUAAAUGUUUCUUUUAUGCCGCCACCGCCAUCAGUUUAUUACAACUAUUAUGACUCUAACUCCGGCUUGUCGACCAGUGACCUCGGACGACCGUCGCCCAACCAUGUCGUCUCCUCGCAGUCCGUCGGAGAAGGCAAUGGAGCGAGUACCUCCUCCGGCGCGUUUCCGGAUUGGUUUGCACUACCGCUUGAUCAGUUUUUCAACAGCUCUAGCGGGGUGGUGGACCAAGGUCUUGGAGGUACGGGUCCGAUGUUGGGUGAAUUCGAUAUGUUGGAGGUGCUUUUGAAUGAAGGUUAUGAUGGACAUGGACACGGUGAUCAUGACUCUGGCGGUACCCAACCGCAUUUUAUGGGAUGA